Messenger RNA from Arabidopsis arenosa, 1581 nucleotides. Lineage: Eukaryota; Viridiplantae; Streptophyta; Magnoliopsida; Brassicales; Brassicaceae. The record is from the annotation of a GenBank genome assembly.
UCUCAUAAACCCUAAAAGAAAAAAAACAAUGAAGCCAUCGAUUUGCUCUUCCAUAGUUCUUAUUCUCCUCAUCAUCCUACCAACGACGAUUUCUCACGACUACUCCGAUGCUCUCACAAAGUCAAUCCUCUUCUUUGAAGGUCAACGCUCUGGAUAUCUUCCAAGAGAACAGAGGAUGACGUGGCGCCGCAACUCCGCACUCAACGACGGCAAGAACCUCAAUGCCAACCUCGUUGGUGGUUACUACGACGCCGGAGAUAACAUUAAGUUCCAUUUUCCGAUGGCUUUUACGGCUACCAUGCUUGCGUGGAGCGCUAUCGACUUUGGAAGUUACAUGUCUCCGACUGAUCUCAGGGACAAUCUCGUCGCUCUCCGGUGGGGCACCAAUUAUCUCCUUAAGACCGUUUCGCAACUACCUAAUCGCAUCUUCGUCCAAGUAGGUGAACCAACACCGGAUCAUCAGUGUUGGGAGAGACCAGAGGAUAUGGACACACCACGGACCGCUUACGCCGUGGAAGCACCGAAUCCAGCCUCUGAUUUAGCUGGAGAAAUCGCAGCUGCGUUGGCAGCCGCUUCAAUUGCAUUCAAACAAUUUGAUCCUAGAUAUUCUAAAUUGUUGCUCGAUAAUGCUUUAAAAACUUUUGAGUACGCAGAUUCACAUAGAGGUUCUUAUACCAAUAAUCCUGAGACUAAACUUGCUGUUUGCCCAUUUUAUUGUAGUGUAAACGGAUAUGAGGAUGAGUUAUUAUGGGGAGCUGCAUGGCUGAGAAGAGCGACCGGUAAAGAUUCUUACAUUAAAUACUUAGUGGACAAUCGUCAAUCUUUUGGGUCAGAUUCCAAUUACUUCGAGUUUGGAUGGGAUAACAAAGUUGGGGGCGUCAAUGUUCUCGUUGCAAAGGAAGUAUUUGAAAAGAAUGUAGCUGGGAUUGCACCGUAUAAGGACACAGCGGAAAAAUUGAUGUGUUCGUUUUUUCUGGAAACUCCGGGUGCACAUAUGAGUUACUCUCCCGGUGGCCUUCUUUACAAACCCGGAAGCAGUCAGCUCCAAAACACCGUCGCAUUGUCUUUUCUCCUUCUCACUUACGCCAAUUACCUUUCUAAAUCCUCUCAACAACUCCACUGUGGUAGUCUCAAGAUCCAGCCGGAUUCUCUCCGUCGCUUGGCCAAACGACAGGUGGAUUACAUUCUGGGAGAUAAUCCGAUGAAAAUGUCAUACAUGAUCGGGUACGGUAACCGAUAUCCACGACAAAUCCACCACCGCGGUGCAUCGUCACCGUCUAUCACGACUCAUCCCACUGCCAUCAAAUGCUCGGAAGGAUGGAAUAUUUUCGCAUCACCAAAUCCAGACCCCAACGUUUUAGUAGGUGCGGUGAUCGGGGGACCCGACAUAGAUGACAAAUUCAUUGGAGGUCGGACAAAUGCAAGUGAGACGGAACCAACGACUUACAUCAAUGCACCUUUUGUUGGUCUCUUGGCUUAUUUUAAGGCCAACCCAAUUUGAGAAGACUCUGCCUUUAUAAGAGUUGACAAAAGAAAUUAACUUGUAUUUAACUAGGAACAGAAUCAAAAGUGAGAAUUUUU